This is a messenger RNA of Drosophila takahashii, 2207 nucleotides long. RefSeq names its product Neprilysin-like 15 (gene Nepl15). Gene Ontology annotation, cellular component: plasma membrane. Gene Ontology annotation, biological process: protein processing. Gene Ontology annotation, molecular function: metalloendopeptidase activity. Lineage: Eukaryota; Metazoa; Arthropoda; Insecta; Diptera; Drosophilidae. The record is from RefSeq and is a predicted model, not a curated record.
AUCUCUCGAUUCCCGCUCAGUUUCGUUUCGGCAAUCAUUCGGAUCGGAACACGGAAAGUCGCUAAGUCGAAAAUGGUCCAUCAACCGCUUGGACUCCUGCUGGGAGUCAUCCUGCUCUCCAUUGGCAUAUCCAGGGCCUCACCGCCUCAUCCUCUGGCCGCCAACUAUACCUUUGACAUCCUGCGACUGGCCAAAGCGGCCCACAUUAAAGCCUAUAUGGGCGAGGACAAGGAGGAGGUUUGCUCCAACUUCUACCACUUUGCCUGCGCCAAUUGGCCCCGUUUGCAUCCCGCUCGUUUGUCCAAUCACCGGACCAACUAUCUGGAGGAACUGCAGGAGUUGUAUAUCAGAAAAAGCGCCGAAAUGCUUAAAAGUGCUACGCGAGGGGCGGAAAACAGUGCCGAUCGGCAGUUGAAGAACUUUUACGGCUCAUGUAGGCUUCAAACGAAUGAUACGCGCUCCGCUUUGGCUACCCUGCAAAAUGUGGCCGAUUUCCGAGGCGGUUGGCCGGAAAUUCGAGUGCCCUCCUGGUAUCAGUACGAGUACGAUUGGCUGCAGGUGGUGGCGAAUCUAAAGCGCAAGCUCGGCGUGGACAUCUUUAUUGGCUUGGAAGUGAUCCUCGACUACAAGGAGGAGAAAAUGCAUCGCUUGAAGAUCGGUGCACCCGAGUUUCCCAUGUCACGUCGUCACUACUUGAACGACCACUUUGAGGGAACUCGGGAACUCUACGAAAGAUCGAUCGAAAAGAAGCUGCGGCUAUAUUUCCCGGAACAAUCGGAGCACUGGCUGCGCGAGGUGGCCAGUCAGGUGGUCGAUGUAGAGAAGGAGCUGGCCAAGGGAUUGCCCCACAAUCCGGCGCUCACCUUGGAGCAAACCACUCGCCAGAGAACCGCCGCCGAAAUGAAGGCCGCCUAUGGUAGCUAUGUGGAUGUCACUCGCUAUAUGCAGCUCAUUUUCAACGACAACCUGUACAUGGAUUUGUAUGAGACACCCGAGGAUUAUCUCUCCAAUCUGGUGGAUGUGAUACGGGAAACUCCGAAACUCCAGCUGGCCAACUACACCAUGUGGAAGGCUCUCGAAGCCUUGGAUGCUGCUCGAGUGCCUUCAUCCCAGCAACCGGAUAUCUGGUGUGUCCAACUGGCCCAGCAGUAUUUCCCCCACCAACUGGAGAGCCUGUUCCAUCGCAACUACAACCACAUGCAGAUGAUCAAUGAAUUGCAGUCCACAUGGUCGGAUAUCAAGCGAGUCUUUCGCGAGGAUCUUCAGGCCUCGGAGCGAUUGCUCUGGCUAACUUUGGAGACCCGGCAGAAGGCCAUCAGCAAGCUGGAGUCCUUGAAGCUGCAGUUCCGCACCCACGACGACAACCAGUUGAUCCGCCAGAUGCACGGUCUCAAUCUGCACACGGAUCGCUUUUACGAGAACCUAGUGAAGGUUCUCGAGUGGACAACACAACGCGGUUUGGCCAAAUUGAUGGAGGAACCGGUGGCCGAGGAUCAGGUGUACAAGCUGCCGCACUACGAGAUCCAGAAGAAUCGCAUCCAGGUGCCGAUCACUUUCCUGCAAGCGAGAUUCUUCUGGGAUCCCGCCUAUCCGAAUGCCCUCAAGUAUGCCACACUGGGUGUGCUCCUCGCUCGCCAAAUGCUCCACGGAUUCGAUGGCGUGGGCCGGCGUUAUGAUGCCUACGGUUAUCAGAACAACUGGUGGGACAACACCUCGGAAAGUUCAUAUGCCCGACGCACCCAGUGCUUCCAGGAGCAGUAUGCCAUCUUUGUGGAGUACAAGGGUAAACCGGUGCAGGAUAAGGAUCUGCUGCGACGAAUUGUGGCCGAUAAUGGCGCCCUGGACAUCGCCUAUCGCGCCUACCAGCAAUGGCUGAAGAAUGCGGCCGAAACUCCGAUUAUAUAUCAGCGGGAACGACUUCCGCUACUCGAUCACGAUCACAAUCAGCUAUUCUAUCUGGGCUAUGCGCAGCUUUACUGCACCGAUUACCCGGAAUCUCUGGAGGUCUUCGAUGAGCUUCCCGAGCAGCUGCGCAUCAAUACGGCGCUAUCCAACUCGCAGCAGUUCGCCAAUGCCUUCGGUUGCUCCAGGGACGAUAAGCUAAACGCCCGCUUCAAGUGCACCCUCUACUGAGAGGAGUACCUGCCCUCCAUAUCUGUUAAAUGUAUGCCACGAAAUAUGCUUGCCAAAUAAAAGCUUUUCUUGCA